AUGUCCAACGCAGAUCCCAUCAUUGAACGAGUGAAAUCAUACAAAGAGAACGAGAAAGAACCUGCCAUUGAACACGUCGAACGAGUCGAGGCAUCCACCGCCAAAGGAAGAGCUAAAAAAUAUGAAGAUGACGCAGCUGAGAUCCUUCGUCAAGCCGGUAAUCUUGAAUACACCGUAGAGGAUGACAAACGAGUACUUCGAAAGAUCGAUCGAUGGGUGCUGAUCCCAAUGUUCUUCACUUACACUCUGGUACAUCUCGAUAAGAACGCUUUAUCCUAUGGUGCUGUGUUCGAUCUGCAAAAAGAAACUCACCUCGUUGGCUCUCAAUACUCAUGGCUUUCCAGCUCCUUGUACUUGGUCCAACUGAUCAUUCAACCUCUUGCUGCUCUCGCUUUGGUCAGACUUCCUCUGGCAAAAUGGGUCGCUGCCAACGUAUUCGGAUGGGGACUUUCCGUCGCUUGCAUGGCUGCUGCCAAGGAUUUCAAAACCUUGAUGGUCUGCCGAGUAUUUGUCGGAGUAUUCGAGGCACCAAUCUCUCCCACGUUCAUGGCCGUAUCCCAAUUGUGGUGGCGAAGACGAGAGCAGACCUAUCGAAACACCUUUUGGCUUCUUUCUAGUGGUUUUGCUUCCCUCGUCGGACCGCUUACCGCCUUCGGCGUCGGUCAUAUCCACACUGGAACCUUGCGACCGUACCAAAGUAUCUUCAUCUUUCUUGGUUGUCUGACAGUAGUCAUCGCUCCAAUCAUCCUUUGGGCUAUGCCGGAUGACAUCAAAUCAGCGAGGUUCCUUGAUGUCCGAGAGAAAGCCAUUGCUGUCGAGCGACUUCGAGCAAAUAACACUGGCACGAAGACCUCUCACUGGGAGUGGUACCAAUGCCGGGAGGCCUUCCUUGACCCGAAGACCUACCUCUUCGGUAUCAUGCUGCUCGUCACAGCCAUUCCCUCUUCUGGAAUCAGCUCAUUCGGGGGCUUGAUCACCAAAGGCUUCGGCUUUACCUCUUUCCAAGCUAUUCUUUUCCAAAUUCCGAUGGCUGCAUUGAUGGUCAUCUUGACCACGGCUGGUACUUUCACAAUCAACAAGAUCAAGCUUCGUUUCCCUGUCAUUGCUUUCAUCACUAUUGCUCCCAUCAGUGGAGCCAUAGCCUUGAUUUAUGUAGAUAGGAGUAAGACUGGAGCCUUGUUGGGUGCUUACUAUCUAGUGACGAUUUAUAACUGUAUCCAACCUCUUUUAUACUCCUGGGCCAACUCUAACGCUGCCGGAACCACCAAACAAAGAACCAUUGGAGGUGUCCUAUUUGUGUGUCAAUGUGCCGGAAAUGUCAUUGGUCCACAAGUUUACUUUGCACGAGAGGCUCCAGUCUAUCAUACUGGUCUUUACACGGACAUCAGUUGCUGGUGUUUACUCUGUGUCCUCUGUUUGUUCAUGGGUUUCUACCUGAAAAUGCUCAAUCGUCGACAAGCCAAGAGACGAGAAGCCGCCGGGGGACAUGCGAACAUCCAAGAUACUUCUAUCAUGACCCUUGAGGAGGCAGCUGAAUACAACAAGAAGCUUGCGGCAGAAGGUGUUCAGGCCAACCAAAACGCUUUCGCGGACUUGACGGAUUUCGAAAACCCUGACUUCCAAUAUGUCCUGUAG
Molecule: messenger RNA, 1635 nt
Organism: Kwoniella botswanensis
Lineage: Eukaryota; Fungi; Basidiomycota; Tremellomycetes; Tremellales; Cryptococcaceae
Exons: 9
Coding region: 1-1635 (544 amino acids)
Biological process (GO): transmembrane transport
Cellular component (GO): membrane
Molecular function (GO): transmembrane transporter activity
Source: RefSeq, a predicted model, not a curated record